AUGUGUUAUGUAGGGAAAGCAACAAAGAUCUUCAUUUUCAUUGUGACUGUACUUGUAAUUCUUGGUCUUGUCUUGGUAUUUGGCCUCCUACGCCACCACCUUCAUAAAUCACAAAACUGCACUGAUGAUUCCUGUCAAUCUCCUCAGUUACCCUUCCCUACUCCUCCUCUUACUGUGCCUACUGGGCUGACCCCACCUAGUCCAAUGGGCUUCUCCCCGCCCAGCCCACCAGAUUCUGGGUCCACCCCACCACCAAGCCCACCGGACACUGGCACAACUCCUCUUCUGCUCCCACCGCCACCACCUCCUCUUCCGAUCCCACCGCCACCUCUUCCUCCUCCUGCUGCUCCAGUUACAAACGGGGCUCCACCACCGACUAAUAAUCCGCCGAGCAGUACUGUGUUGAUCACUCCAGGUCCUCUGCAUGCUUAG
This is a messenger RNA of Populus nigra (black poplar), 432 nucleotides long. Its product is annotated as chitin-binding lectin 1-like. Lineage: Eukaryota; Viridiplantae; Streptophyta; Magnoliopsida; Malpighiales; Salicaceae. The coding region runs from base 1 to 432 and encodes 143 amino acids. The record is from RefSeq and is a predicted model, not a curated record. The transcript has a single exon.